AUGUUCAGGACCAAACGCUCUGUUCUCGUCCGUCGGCUCUGGCGGAGCCGUGCGCCUGGAGGAGAGGAGAAGGAGGCGGCGGCGGCGCGCCAGCCUGGCGCAGCCGUGGCCGAGGCCCGGGAGCCUGCCUUCAGCGGGGGGCAUGGGUGCUGCACGGGCAAGGCGGGCCGCGGCGGGCGGGCAACGGCGGGUACAGAGGCGGAACUGAAGGCGCUGACCCAUGCCGUGUUGAAACGGCUGAAGGAGCGCCAGCUGGAGGGGUUGUUGCACGCCGUGGAGUCCCGCGGCGGGGCGCAGACCCCCUGCCUGCUGCUGCCCGCCAACGCCCACUCCCGGCUGGGCCAGCACUGGUACCCGCUGCCGGUGCUGUUCUGCAAGGUGUUCCGCUGGCCCGACCUCCGCUACUGCUCCGAAGUGAAGCGGUUAUGUUGCUGUGAAUCCUACGGCAAGGCUCACCCCGAGCUCGUCUGCUGCAACCCGCACCACCUCAGCCGGCUCUGCGAGCUAGAGUCUCCCCCUCCACCUUACUCCAGAUAUCCAAUGGAUUUUCUCAAACCAACUGAUUGUCCAGACUCUGUGCCUUCCUCCACGGAAACAGGGGGAACUAAUUGUCUAGCCCCUGGGGGGCUUUCAGUUUCCCAAGUUCUUCAGGAGCCAGGGGAUUGGUCACACUGGUGUGUAGUGGCAUACUGGGAAGAGAAGACACGUGUGGGUCAUCUGUAUUCUGUUCAAGAACCCUCCCUGGAUAUCUUUUAUGAUCUACCUCAGGGGAAUGGUUUCUGCCUCGGACAGCUCAACUCAGACAACAAAAGCCAACUGGUGCGGAAGGUCCGGAGCAAGAUUGGCUAUGGCAUCCAGCUCACCAAGGAAGUAGAUGGCGUGUGGGUGUACAACCGCAGCAGUUACCCCAUCUUCAUCAAGUCGACCACACUGGACAACCCCAACUUCAGGAUGUUAUUGGCUCACAAAGUGCUUCCAGGUUUUUCCAUCAAGGCUUUUGACUACGAGAAGGCGUACAGCUUACAGAGACCCAACAACCAUGAGUUCAUGCAACAACCAUGGACUGGAUUUACUGUUCAGAUCAGUUUUGUGAAAGGCUGGGGCCAUUGCUACACUAGACAGUUCAUCAGCAGUUGUCCGUGCUGGUUGGAGGUUAUUUUUAAUUACUGA
Empidonax traillii (willow flycatcher) is the source of this 1170-nucleotide messenger RNA. Its product is annotated as mothers against decapentaplegic homolog 7-like. Gene Ontology annotation, biological process: BMP signaling pathway; transforming growth factor beta receptor signaling pathway; anatomical structure morphogenesis. The record is from RefSeq and is a predicted model, not a curated record. Lineage: Eukaryota; Metazoa; Chordata; Aves; Passeriformes; Tyrannidae. Gene Ontology annotation, cellular component: heteromeric SMAD protein complex. The transcript is spliced from 4 exons. Bases 1 to 1170 code for a protein of 389 amino acids. Gene Ontology annotation, molecular function: transcription regulator inhibitor activity; I-SMAD binding.